Oncorhynchus gorbuscha (pink salmon) is the source of this 2495-nucleotide messenger RNA. RefSeq names its product basic leucine zipper and W2 domain-containing protein 2. Gene Ontology annotation, cellular component: membrane; cytoplasm. The record is from RefSeq and is a predicted model, not a curated record. NCBI's taxonomy places the organism in Eukaryota, Metazoa, Chordata, Actinopteri, Salmoniformes, Salmonidae. The coding region runs from base 849 to 1880 and encodes 343 amino acids. The transcript has 11 exons. Gene Ontology annotation, molecular function: protein binding.
GUCAAGACGACAGACAGUGUUACGUUGCAGUACCAAAUAAUUGAACCCGUUUCUUAAAUCAACUGCCUCUUUGAGACUGUGAGAUGUCUUGAUUAUCUUUUGAGUCUCACGACCUCCAGAGUGUCAAUGCACUUUUAGCUUAGAUUUCUCCUAUUAAGAUCUGCUUCUUAGUAAGGGACCAGCAAAGGUUUAGCAGGGUUCUCCUGUUCUCUCCACACAUAAACAGACUAUAAAUACUCUUUGUGUCUAGGGUUCUGUUUCAUCUCUCUCUUGCAGCAAUGGAUUGUUGUGGCUUGACAUUCCCUCUUACACAACACCUACUGCGAUCCAGGCUGGCUCCCAGUCAAUAAGAUGUUUAAGUUCCUAGAACGUCAGCUCUCUUGUUUGUGCUCUCUUGGCAACUCCCAGACAUGACCACGCAAACAGAUCUGGGACCAGGCUAUAGCUGAACUUCCUGCCAGUCCAGAAGCAGUGGGUGUCGUUAUAUAUAUUACUCACAGAGGAGAAGAACGUGCAGUGUCGUAGGGACAUUGGGUUCAUACUCCGUGGGGCACCUUGUUGAUUCUCUUGAGCCGUGUGUUGAUACCCAGUGAUCUGUUAAUGAAGGGGAUAUCGUUUGGACACUGUUCUUUGUGAAACCCACAGAGGAUCAAUCGGGGAGGCUAACUCUCCCCCAGGAUGAAAAGGAGAAGUUUGAGCCCACAGUUUUUAGAGACACAAUUAUUCUGGGCCUCAACGAAGCAGGAGGGGACCUCGAUGCUGUAGCCAAGUUCCUGGACGUUACCGGGUCCCGACUCGACUACCGUCGCUAUGCGGACACUCUCUUCGACAUCCUCAUCGCGGGGAGCAUGCUCGCUCCCGGUGGGACGCGCAUUGACGAGGGGGACAAGACCAAGGUGACAGAACACUGUGUGUUUACCACCAAGGAGAACCAUGCCAACCUCCGCCACUAUGCUCAGGUUUUUAACAAGCUUAUCAGGAGGUACAAGUACCUGCAGAAUGCCUUCGAGGAGGAAAUCAAAAAGCUUCUACUGUUCCUGAAGGCAUUCAGCGAAUCAGAGCAGACCAAGCUGGCUAUGUUGACUGGUAUCCUAUUGGCUAACGGCACUCUGCCCCCACCCAUCCUCACCAGCCUCUUCAGUGACAAUGUUGUCAAGGAAGGUAUCUCUGCAUCCUUUGCGGUGAAGAUGUUCAAGGCUUGGAUAUCUGAGAAAGAUGCCAAUGUCGUCACCUCAGCCCUGAGGAAGGCUAACCUGGAUAAGAAACUCCUGGAGUUGUUUCCUGCCAACAAGCAGAACAUGGAGCACUUCUCAAAGUACUUCAAUGAGGCGGGGCUGAAGGAGCUGUCAGACUUUAUGCGUGUGCAGCAGUCUCAGGGAACACGCAAGGAGCUGCAGAAAGAACUGCAGGAGCGCCUCUCUCAGGACUGCCCCAUACGAGAGAUGGUGGUGUACGUGAAGGAGGAGAUGAAGAGGAGUGCUCUCCAGGAGCAGGCUGUGAUUGGUCUGCUGUGGAACAUUCUCAUGAAUGCUGUGGAGUGGAACAAGAAGGAGGAGUUGGUCACCAAGCAAGCCCUCAAACACCUUAAACACUAUGCCCCCUUGCUAGCAGCGUUCAGCACCCAGGGCCAGUCAGAGCUUGUGCUGCUACUGAGGAUCCAGGAGUACUGCUAUGACAAUAUCCACUUCAUGAAGUCCUUCUCCAAGAUAGUGGUGCUCUUCUACAAAGCUGAUGUGUUGAGUGAGGAGGCCAUUCUGAGGUGGUACAAAGACACUCACACCACCAAAGGGAAAGGUGUCUUUGUCGAGCAGAUGAAGAAGUUUGUUGAGUGGCUGCAAAAUGCAGAAGAAGAGUCCGAGUCUGAGGGAGAGGAGGACUAGCAGACCAACCCAACAAGGAGUCUAACUCUGAUGGCUGCUGCAUCCUGUGGCCUGUAUAUGUCAAUCAGCCUGUAGUCCCCAUCUCGUAUUUUUAGAAGAUUUGCUAGACUAUCAUAUUAAUGUGGUUCCUGGUACAUUCAAGAUAAAUACUUAUCCAGGCAUUGUAAGAAGUAUGAGAUAAUGUGUGCAGUGUGACUGCAAUAAAAAACGACCUGGAACACACCCAUCCAUAUUACCUAACCGACCAGGGGUCCUAGACUCCUCAGUCACAGUGCAACCCUCAGUGAAAAACCACGGGACCUCCCGACUCAACUUCAGGAGGAUAGGAGACGAGAUGUCAUCUAUCAAGACCACCCAUCUGUGAUAUUUAAGCUUUUUUGUUGUUUUUUAAGGAUUGGAGGUCAGUCAGUGAACUCCCUUUACCAAUGUUGUUCAGGUUUAGAGAGGAAGUCAAGACCUCAAUCUACAGUAGAUUGUCAUCCUUGUUUUAUGAAAACUCAACUUUGUGUAACUUGGCAAUGCUUGAAUCUGUUUAUUAAUAAAGUGUUUUCUAUGUAUUCACUGGUUUAGUAUUGUUUCUGUGUUGUAUUCUUAAAUAAACUUAAGUAAAUAAGG